AUGAGAAGGUUACAAAUAAUUUUUGCAAUAUGUUACUUUUUAAUUUUCUGUUGUUUAAUAAAACCGAGAACGGUUAGCGUAUUUUGUGAAAUUAUAAGUAAUGAGGAAGAUGUAUACGCGAGUACAUUAAAAGGACAAGAUUUCAGCGAAGAAUUUAUAGGCCUAUUUGACAACAAGGAUGUUCGUGCAACGAUAGAAAAGUUUAUUUUGGAGGAACAUGUAAAAUACUACAUUAGCAAUGUGAGGAAAAGUGAACAGAAUAUAAUUAAAAAUAUUGAGAAAUUAUUGGUGAGAGAAUUUCCAUCCACCAUUGGACUUAAGGAAGAGAUUGUAAAAAAUGAGCUGCUAAAAUUUUUAAGCAUUAUAUUUACAAAGCAGGAAGAUGUUGUGAAGAAAAUUUUAGAUCAGUUUAAUAAAAACCACUUCAACAUUGGUGAUAAUUAUCGUUAUCUUGAAGACAUGUUUUGGGCCGAACAUGAAAAUAUUGAAAAUUUGAAAAAAAAAUAUUCUUCCAUUUUUAGUGAAGUAAAUGAAUCGCUGGAUAGUACUAAGACGAGUGAAGAUAAAAAAAGCAGUGUGUACUUUAUCGAUGUGAAGGAUAAAAUACUUUCCAAAGUAGAGGCCCUUAAGAACAUUUUGACAGAUCUAAGAGCCGAAGUUGUUACUCUGUAUAAUAUAAACUAUGCAUUGAAUGAGUUGAAAAAUGACGUAGAUGAGGAUAUUGCAAAAUUUCAAAGAGAGCUGCAGGGUGAGGGUAGCACCCCUGCCACUGAAGAUGCUGCAAUUACGAAAGAGAUUGAUAUGAACAUGCUAAACCUGGUAGAAGAUGUGGCGUCCAAAAUGAUAUUCAACUUGCGGACCAAAAUUUCCAGCACGAGAGAUGAACUUCAAAAAGGAUUGAUCACUCUGGAGAAGGAACUGAUUGAUGUGUCCAAUGAAAUCACCCGGUUGGACAUUCAGCAGAAUGUGCCUAAACUCUCCAUCGUGAAGAACAACAACUUCCUCAACAUUGAAAGUAUUAGGAGUGAGUAUGAGGAGUACGUGAGUAAAAUGAAAACCGGUGGUGACGCUGUGGUAGGCGUGGAAGACGUGAAUGGUACCACUGGUGAGAACGACGUUGAUGGAGAGAGUGACGGGCCUGUCUUCGAGAAAACCCUAAAGCUGCUGGAAAAGCACUCCUCCUGGGUGAAGGAGCAGGACGCCUUUACCUACUGUGAGAGGGACGACAUCGCAGAGGUUCUAAAGAUCUGCCUCAACCUAGUGGAGAAGCUUAGAGAUUUAGUUAUACAUGAAAAUUUUAAUUUACUAAUGAAAUAUGAGAAGCUAUACAAGGAGCUGAAUAAGUUUCUGUACGAUUCGAGGAGCAGCACCGUAGACAUGUCAUACAUGAAGGCAUGGUACUCCAUCGAGAAUUUCAAAGGAACGGAAAUCCUCAUCAACGGAGUCGACCGGUUACUGAGAAUGAUUGAUAUAUUCACACAGAUGAUUACACUUUUUAAGGAAGCGAAUAAGAAUAUGAACUCAGAUGUAUUUUUUAAACUGAACAGAUUAAAUGAUGGGUUCAACAAUGCAGCAGAGAAGGUGAUUUUAUUUAAGAUGGAGCUAUCCAAACUAAUGCACCCUGCACAUGACCUACAAGUUAUAAAAAAUAAUAUUGAAAAGUUUGGACAUGUGUAUAAGGAUAACCUUGCGAAGAUGAAGGUGGUCACAAAUUCGUUUGACAUUGCCUCUGGAAACAUGCAAACAGAAAUUGAUGAAAUUUUAAAAAUUGUGAGUAACAUGAUUCAGGCAGAUAAUUUAAUUAGCGAAUUUAAAACGAUUAGAAGCGUAUGGAAGGGACACAUUAAACGGACUUUGAAGGAACUGAAUGAGAAAAACGGUCUUCUGCUUAGUGCAUAUAGAGCAAACAAAAGUGUGGUUUUCCCCCCUGGGCUGGACCAUUCCAAGGGGAACGUCUCUCACAGUGGAGGGCAGAAGAACGCGGUGACAGGCGUUCUGAGCGGCGUACUAAACGGCACACUGAGCAACCUACUGAGCGGUGCGGGUAAGCGUAAUGGGAAUUCCAUUAGCAAGAGCACCUUGGAGUCGCCCUACUUUAUGAACAUGUACAAAGGGGUGAUGAACAAAUUUGACACAGUGAAAGACGAAGAAGAAAUGAGAAAGGUCUUCUCUGUUAUAUACAGAUCGGCGGACAUUAUUAUACAAAUAAUUAAAGACAACAGGAAGCCGAUGGAGCAAGAAUACAACAAGAAAAGGGAGGACAUUAUAAAUUUGGUUAAUUAUAGGAGAGACUUGAGAGAUGACAUGACAAAUGUUUAUAACAAAUUGAUCGAACUGGAGGGGGACUUGGUUAGAAAUUUACAAAAAUUAUUUUUAAAUAAAGUGAAUUUGAAUAAACAGCUGGAACAUUCUGUGGAGGUGACCAAAGCGGAGCUCUUCAAGGACAAGGUACCUCCCUACUGCAAGUUGGUGGAACAAUUCAUUCCGAAAUAUUUCGUGACCAUGGUCAGGUGGAAAAAGCUUAUAAACAAAAACAAGGGUUUAUUCCCCCCGAGUUGA
Molecule: messenger RNA, 2559 nt
Organism: Plasmodium coatneyi
Lineage: Eukaryota; Apicomplexa; Aconoidasida; Haemosporida; Plasmodiidae
Exons: 1
Coding region: 1-2559 (852 amino acids)
Source: RefSeq, a predicted model, not a curated record